CAUGGGGAAUGUGAGCCCGCUGUCCUUGUGGUUGCACAUUACAGGCUCCUGCUCUGCGCCAGGCACCAGGCCGGCCAUUUGUGGCCUGGUCCUGGCCCUUUAAGAGCCUGCAGGCUGCAUCAGAGGCCUUGCAGCCUGACAUGGUGCUGCCCAUCCUCAGGGUUUUCCCCCAGGGCUUCAGCCAUCAGCCUGUUGGAUGGCCUCCAAGAUGGUGAUAUCUGCCCAUCCCAAAAUUCUGCUGCAGCUAAUACAUAAAGGUGAGCCUGAAGGGCCAGGAGCAAGCAUCCAACAGCAGGUGCUUGAGGAGUUUCUCUGUGACCAGAAGUACAGCGAUGAAGAGAACCUGCCGGAAAAGCUCGCUGCCUUCAAGGAGAAGUACAUGGAGUUUGACCUGAACAAUGAAGGCGAGAUUGACCUGAUGUCUUUAAAGAGGAUGAUGGAGAAGCUUGGGGUCCCCAAGACCCAUCUGGAGAUGAAGAAGAUGAUCUCAGAGGUGACCGGCGGGGUCAGCGACACUAUCUCCUACCGAGACUUUGUGAAUAUGAUGCUGGGGAAACGGUCAGCUGUCCUCAAGCUAGUCAUGAUGUUUGAAGGAAAAGCCAAUGAGAACAGCCCGAAGCCAGUUGGCCCUCCUCCAGAGAGAGACAUUGCCAGCCUACCCUGAGGACCCUGCCUGGACCUGCCCCUGCCCUACCUGGCCUCCCCGCCCCUCCUCCUCUCUCCACAUCUCGCUGGCCUUCUUGACUCAUUGUGAUUUGUCUUGUUUGUUUGUUUGGUCAUUGCAGGUUUGUUUGUUUGUUUCAUUGGACAGAAUCAGUGAUCUUUUUGUAAAGCACAAACUACCUGCCUUAAAAGGGCUCUGGGUGGUGGAAUCCUGAGCCUUCAGUCCCCUCUUCACCCAUCCUUCCGUCCUCCCUCUGCAGAAGAGCUGACAUCAAACCAAAAACCACAGGGACAGGGGAAGGGCCAGAGCCAGGGCAGGGAGGCUGGGAAGGCUCUGGAGUUGGGACAAGGCUGCAGAGCCUUGUGAACAUUUCCUCUGGCAGCUCUGUGUUUCCAGCGUUCUUGGCUUGGCCCAGCUUCCUGCCGGCCACACCAUGGCCUACCACCCCAGCUGCUCUCCACUCAGUCUGUGCUUCUUAUCCUCAAUGAGGGUUCUCAAGGAGGCGACUGGAGGAGGGGAAGAGAGGAGUUUGGCAAUUUGAGCCCUUUGAGAAGGUACCGGAAGGAGCUCUCUGGCCAUGCCACCAGCAGCGACCACACUUUUACAGGCAGUUUGGAGGGCAGGUGCAGCUGCACAGGCCGGCCGUUGCUGGAGCAGGAAAGGGCUUUGGAGGGAGAGAUGGGGCCAGGGACCUUAGGGGAGGGGUCGCCUCAGUCUAGUCUCUUUUAGGAAGGAUGCUGAGGGCAAAAGGACAGGAGAAUCAAGAAUAAAAUGUUCAUGGCACAAA
Loxodonta africana (African savanna elephant) is the source of this 1451-nucleotide messenger RNA. It is a transcript of the gene AIF1L, whose product is annotated as allograft inflammatory factor 1 like. The transcript is spliced from 5 exons. Bases 197 to 664 code for a protein of 155 amino acids. Gene Ontology annotation, cellular component: actin filament; ruffle membrane. The record is from RefSeq and is a predicted model, not a curated record. Gene Ontology annotation, molecular function: actin filament binding; calcium ion binding. NCBI's taxonomy places the organism in Eukaryota, Metazoa, Chordata, Mammalia, Proboscidea, Elephantidae. Gene Ontology annotation, biological process: actin filament bundle assembly; ruffle assembly.